Molecule: messenger RNA, 1984 nt
Organism: Anopheles gambiae (African malaria mosquito)
Lineage: Eukaryota; Metazoa; Arthropoda; Insecta; Diptera; Culicidae
Product: peroxidase
Exons: 3
Coding region: 95-1897 (600 amino acids)
Biological process (GO): response to oxidative stress
Molecular function (GO): heme binding; peroxidase activity
Source: RefSeq, a predicted model, not a curated record
UUGUAUAAAAAGCGAAUAUCUGGUAUCUGUUCCGCACAGUGCUACGCUUAGCGCCGAUCGAUAAGGUGCAAUUUUGCUGACAGACCCCCACACCAUGGAUAGAAUGCAGCAGCGAGCUACGGUUCGCGCGAUUCUGCUCUCACUGGCCGUUAGCAGCGUGGCAGCAUGGAUGGUCACGAAGCCCCCAACCACUACGACCACCCGCGGUGGAACAGCGAGCUGUCCCAGCUCCAAGUACCGUUCGAUUGAUUCGUCCUGCGCCAACCCGUUCAAUCCCAGCUUGGGCCGUGCGGGUGAACCUUACGCUCGCCUCCUUCCGGCCAGCUUUGCGGACGGUAUCUCGCGCCCUCCGGUCAUGAGCAAUGGCAGCGAGUUUGUUAACGCACGAACCAUUUCAUCCACCGUGUUCCCGAUCGACGAGACGCCCGAUCCGAGCAAUACGCUGAUCAGCAUAUUCUUCCUGCAGGCGAUAGCGAACGAUUUAAGCUUGCCAGCCGGUUCCAACGACAACGUGCAGUGCUGCGUCGAUGGGCAGAUUGUACCGAACGCACCGAGCAGAUGCUAUCCCGUCAAGAUCCCGAGCGGUGAUGCGCUGUAUUCGUUUUUCAACAUCCAGUGCUUGAACUAUGCACGUGUGCUCACCAAACCGGGCAACCCACCGGCAUCACAGCCGGUCCAACCGAUCAACAGUGCUAGCAGCCUGCUCGAUCUGUCCUUCCUGUACGGCACCAGCGUUGCGCAAAGCAAUCGACUGCGAGCAUUCUCGGGCGGUAGACUGCAAUCGGUAAGGCGCAAUGGAGUCGAGUGGCCGGUAAUAGAUCCGGCCGGCUGUACCUGGUCCAACGUGUGCUACCUGGUGGCGGACAUACGGAGCUAUCAGUCGCCGAUGGCCGCAACGGUGCAUCUUUUGUUCCUGCGAGAGCACAACCGGCUGGCCACCCAGCUACGUCUGCUCAAUGCCGGCUGGUCGGAUGAGGUGCUCUUUCAGGAGGCAAGACGUAUCAACAUCGCCCAGUACCAGCAGAUCGUGUACUACGAGUAUCUGCCCCGGAUUUUGGGACGGUCCAACAUGCUAAGUAGUCGGUUGAUAUUCGAAGGCACUGGGUUCGCGUCGGAUUUUAAUGAGUUCCAAAAUCCCUCCUCCGUGGGCGAGUUUGGAGCCGUGGUGAUGCCGUUCAUGCAAUCCCAACUACCGGGUGGUAUAAAUUUCUACAUGGACGGUGUAACUGAAACGUUGCGGUUGAGCAGCUUAACGGGCAACCUCACACUUCUGGAAAGCAUGUCCAGCAGCUUCUUCAACGGACUGACCACCCAAUCGGCCAAACAGGUCGAUGCUAGCUUCAGUGUCGAGUGGAAAAACUUCAUGUACCGUGGUAGCGAGACGCUCGGGCAGGAUCAGCUUGCACUCGACAUUCAACGCAUGCGGGACUUUGGCUUUGCGCGGUACAACGACUAUCGGUCCCGGUUCGGAUUGAGCCGGUACACGACGUGGGAAGCGUUCAACGCCACGUUAAGACAACCGUGCAUCAAAACCGUUCAACACCUCAGCACGCUGUACCCAACGAUUGAUGAUCUUGACCUGAUCGUUGGUGCUGCCUUUGAAGAGCCUGUGGCCGGAGCUUUAGUUGGCCCAACGCUUUACGCCAUCAUGGAGCAACAGUUCUUGGCAGCGCGUGCCGGCGAUCGUUACUUCUUCGAAGCGGGUAGACAGCAGGGCAGCUUUUCGGCGGCGCAACUGACGGAGAUACGCAAAAUUAGUCUAGCACGGCUGAUGUGUGGAGCGCUACCGACGAUAUCGAAAAUUCAACCGAAUGCUUUUGGGCCAGCCUCGGCACAUAACACACCCGUGGCGUGUAGCGCAUUGCCCGUACCGAAUCUGGCGGCCUGGCGUGUAUAGAAGAGUGUACUUGAAUGCCCCUUUUUUAUUGGACUAAGCUCUGGUAUCUGUAAAGUAAGCCAAUAAAAAAAUGUCCCCAAAAACGUA